GUGACAUGGUCAUCCGUCGUUUGGCCGUUGAAUCGCGAUGGCCGUGUUAUUUGGAUCCUCUUGGCCAGAUGGCCAGCGUGAGCAAGCAAGCAAACAUGCGGGCUGGGCAGUGUUGUAAUAGCGGGGAAACCAGACGGUCACCUAACGUCAUAUUCAAACAGUCCUGGCGGAGGUAUAUGAGCCUGGGAUUCUGCUCAACAGCACCAUUUCACCGCAAAUCAAUCUACAACUCUGAACAUUCACAACACCAUUCACAACACUUUUAACAAAACCUCAUCUCAAAUAUCUAUUCAGAAUGUCUGCCGCCGGUGCCAAGUCCGUCAUCUCCAACGACAUGCAGGAGUUGGGUCAGGGCAAGGAAGACAUCUCAAACAAGAUCUCUGGCCACAAGGCCAAUCUCUCCAACCCCAACACGAGCGAGGAGUCCAAGGAGAACAGCAAAAAGGCGAUCGAGGAGCUUGGCGGACCUGACAACCACUACGGCAAGGAGGACGUCCCACGCAGUAAGAGCGCGGCCGAUGCAUUGGAGGGCAGCCGCGUCGUUUAAACACUUCUUAUGGAGAGGAUGCUAGUAUUGUUCAGAUACCGAGUGUAAUCAUGCCAUUCUAUUUACGAUAGCCUCUUGUCGACAGCCUGACCUAACGGGGUACCUGCCUCAGAAUUGCGUGACAUCCCCUAGAUGAACGAAGUUCAG
Verticillium dahliae VdLs.17 is the source of this 694-nucleotide messenger RNA. RefSeq lists its product as uncharacterized. The record is from RefSeq and is a predicted model, not a curated record. The transcript has 2 exons. Lineage: Eukaryota; Fungi; Ascomycota; Sordariomycetes; Glomerellales; Plectosphaerellaceae. Bases 296 to 547 code for a protein of 83 amino acids.